AUGCAGAGAAGUUUAUGGCAGGAUAUAGAGGACCAACUGAAGAAGUUUAUGAAACAUUUGGACGAUCCUAUUGUGGAGCUAUAUGCAGCUAAUUGUUCAAACAGGGGUUACACAUAUCCGCCCAAGGGAAACAACCCGGUCGUAGCUAACGUGGGAGACACACUUAUGUGCAAACUCAUGACAGGAGCAUUAUAUUUUAUGAAUGAGAACAGUUGGAAUAUGGGGCGCGCGAAUACAGUGGUUACUAAUGAUGAUGAACUGAAGGAAUAUGUGCGGUGUGCCAUAGUAAAUAUAUUUAUGUACAUAUUGCUGGCAUCUCCAUGCAGAAGUCAAAUGGGUGUAUAUUAUGCAUGGGAGACAAUGAAACAGCUGGAGACAGUUUCGACUGGAUUAAUUAGUCAGGGCAAGUGCCAGCGGGGCGUGUUUCUAAACAUAAAAACACAGGAAUUCGACAUGGAGGAAAUGAUUAAGAACUGGUUAAAAGACAACAAGAGCUGGACUGAAAAAUUUGAAGGGAAACGCAUACAAAGCACAUGUACGCAAAAAUUAGCACCACUUCCGGGGGCACCGCAGGAUGCAAAUGCCACGGAUGAUAAAAUACAAACGACGACAGAGGAGACAGCCGUUUUCACGCACUUAGGGACAGAGAUCAAGGUAUUGGUUCGGGAGGUGCCGCCGCAGCUCAUGCAACCGGCGCCGGAAAAUGGAGUAUCCACGCACACUAGCGAAGACGACCAAGGUAGCGAUCCGCAGGAUGACGCAAGUAAGGCCAUAGUAUCGAACUCUGUCGCCGGCGGCACACCAGCACCAUCCGGCAAAGUAGACGGCACAGAAUCGUCCACACCCGCCACGACGAUUACUGAGCCGGCAACACAAACGGAACCGCCAGGUUCAGGGGCCGCUAAGCCUGUGCCACCAAAACCGGCAGCACCCGGGGGAUCAGGCGAAGUAGGCCACGCACCGGGUCAAGGACCAGGACCUGGACAACAACCCCCACCUCCAGCACAGCAGUCACAACCGGGGCAGCAGGGGACACAGCAGAAUAAGGAUAGUGAUAAAUCUAAAGUGAGCUCAGGAGAAGCAGGUAAGAAUGCAAUCCAGAAUAUAGAGGGACCUAGCACCAGUGAGAACUCUCCAGAGCGUGAGGAAGAUUGUAGCAAGUAUGAGCAUGAUGUUAACAAAGUCAGCGCGUGCAUAGAAAGAGUAUUAGACGAAGAGAAAAAAAGCCACGGAGGUCCUCAGGAGGGGCAGGACGACGUACCCAGUAAGGGUGUUUGGGGUGCACAUGGAGUUCUGGGCAUCAUAGAAGUAUCCAAGGGAACUGUACCUGAUACCUCCCAAGUACCCACAGGUACCAACCAUGGACACUUGAUCACGGACGAGAGAACAAACAACAAAAACAAAUCAAGCAACAAUUUCCGGAGAGAACACGGACAGACAACACGGAGCGAGAGAAACCAAACGUCGAAUGAGAAUGAUGGCGGCAGCGCGAUCGGUAAAGCUGAUGCCACUGAACCCAAGGUUACUACUGUGGACAACCAGGAUACACAGGCCACUGGGAGUGAACAACCUGAUGGUCCAGCUAAGCCUGAUACUCAGAAUGGACAUGUGCAAUCUACUGAGGACAAAGGGGGGACAAGUACUACACAAACGGACUCUGAAAAAGUUACCUCCCCGGAACCUCCAGGUUCCCCUGGUGAGUCCAGUAAUCCCACAGAUCCGCAGAGCGGGGGAACUCAAGAGUCCUCCGAAGUAGUACCACACAAGGAUAGUGAGCCAUGGGGGGGUGACAUGUUCAACGGAGACAUAAUGAAGGAUUCGACAAAGUGGUUUGAACCGUGGGAUACAACGACAGAGGGUAAACCUAAAAAAACGGUUGACUCAGGUUCCGGAGUUCCCGACUCUAAUGGACAACAGAACCCUUCUUCAUCUAGUCCUUCAUCUGUCCCGAGUACUAAUAAUUCACAAAGUCCUGGUCCCCAAAGGACAAGUGCAGGUACUGAUUUCGGCCUAGAAUUAAAUCCUCCCAAAGCAGAAGGUGAUUUAGGAGGAAAUUAUGGACCACGUACCCCACAGGUUCCUCAUCGUAUAGGCCCAAAUAAGGGUCUGUCGCAUGAUGGUGGCCCGGAAGCACCCGACCUAACCGCCGUGGUCCUUACCGCCACUACUCCCGUACUCUUCUUCCUGUCCGCCGUCACCGUUGCCCUUCUUGGUUAUUCCCUUUGGAAGUACUUUGCGCACCUUGCCAAACGACGACGAAAGUUUCGAACCGUUCGUGACGUGCCGUCACCGCCACUCGACGAAGAAAUAUUGCAGCAUCUACAACGCGGCGAACUGCCGCCACCCGAUUACGGGUACACGAUGGUUAGGGAACGACGUCGCGAUAGAAUUGCAGACCGCCGCGGACAACGCCCACCACGCGUGCAUACACGCACGAUUAUCGAGCUACAUCUACAAGUGCUCAACGAAUGUGAAGUGACCGCAUGGCAAAACGUCAAAGACGACUAUUUGCAGAUACUCGUGGAGCAGUUUGCACAUGACUUGCUGCAGGACGCGGAAACGAAUACCAAUAUCUUGGGUGUUUCUACCACAAACGAGGGUCCUCCAGGGACCACUGUUUCCUGGACCUUGGAUCCACCCACCGAUUCCGACGGCACAGAUCCAUGUCCACCACAGGACCCUGAUCCCUGGAAGUGUAUGGAAACCAUACAGUUCGCCACGGACACUUGUCCACCUAAUGACGAUGACCCCGAUCCAGCCACACACACACCCACCUGUGCUGCUCAUGAGCCCGCAAUCACACAACACACAGUCACAAGCGAUACUGUCACAGACAGACCCACAUCCCGAAAUCACACAACCACCAGGCUCCGAUAA
Molecule: messenger RNA, 2877 nt
Organism: Plasmodium fragile
Lineage: Eukaryota; Apicomplexa; Aconoidasida; Haemosporida; Plasmodiidae
Exons: 5
Coding region: 1-2877 (958 amino acids)
Source: RefSeq, a predicted model, not a curated record